This is a messenger RNA of Galeopterus variegatus (Sunda flying lemur), 7098 nucleotides long. RefSeq names its product cell migration inducing protein, hyaluronan binding (gene CEMIP). Lineage: Eukaryota; Metazoa; Chordata; Mammalia; Dermoptera; Cynocephalidae. The coding region runs from base 166 to 4251 and encodes 1361 amino acids. The record is from RefSeq and is a predicted model, not a curated record. The transcript is spliced from 29 exons.
AGAAAAAAGCUUCAUUCUGGAGAGGAGGGAGCUUGGGCUCCAGGGAUGAAAUUUCAUCCGUCACUUGGUCUCUGAGCUGCAGGACGAUGGUAGGGUUUGCGUGUCCUGAUCUGCCCAGCCUUGAGUGUUGGUGGCUGAGGAAGCCGCUAGGAGCACUCCGCCAGGAUGGCAGCUGCCAGGAGGCAUGACUUCUUCUUCAAGACCUUGCUGACAUUCAGCUGGCUCAUCCUAGCCCUCUUCCCUUGGGCUGCAUCCACAGUGGCCACUGGGUGCCCUGACCAGAACCCUGAGCUGCAGCCCUGGAACCCUGGCCAUGACCAAGACCACCAUGUGUACAUCAGCCAGGGCAGGACACUGCUGCUCACCUCUUCUGCCACAGUCCACUCCAUCCACAUCUCAGAGGGAGGCAAACUAGUCAUUAAAGACCACAAUGAGCCAAUUGUUUUGCGAACCCGGCACAUCCUGAUUGACAACGGAGGAGAGAUGCAUGCUGGGAGUGCCCUCUGCCCUUUCCAGGGCAAUUUUAGCAUCAUCUUGUAUGGAAGGGCUGAUGAAGGUGUUCAGCCAGACCCUUACUACGGCCUGAAGUACAUUGGAGUUGGCAGAGGGGGCACCCUGGAGUUGCAUGGACAGAAAAAGCUCUCCUGGACAUUUCUGAACAAAACCCUUCACCCAGGUGGCAUGCAGGAGGGAGGUUAUUUUUUUGAAAGGAGCUGGGGUCACCGUGGAGUCAUUGUCCAUGUCAUCGACCCCAAAUCAGGCACAGUCAUCCAUUCUGACAGGUUUGACACCUAUAGAUCCAAGAAAGAGAGUGAACGUCUGGUCCAGUAUUUGAACUCGGUGCCCAAUGGCAGGAUACUUUCUGUUGCAGUGAAUGAUGAAGGCUCUCGAAACCUGGAUGACAUGGCCCGGAAGGCAAUGACCAAAUUGGGCAGCAAACACUUCCUGCACCUUGGAUUUAGACACCCUUGGAGUUUUCUAACUGUGAAAGGAAAUCCCUCUUCUUCGGUUGAAGACCACAUAGAAUAUCACGGCCACCGUGGCUCCGCUGCUGCCCGGGUAUACAAACUGUUCCAGUCAGAGCACGGCGAGUAUUUCAAUGUUUCUUCGUCCAGUGAGUGGGUUCAAGAUGUGGAGUGGACAGAAUGGUUCGACCAUGAUAAAGUAUCUCAGACUAAAGGUGGGGAGAAGAUUUCGGACCUCUGGGCAGCUUACCCAGGAAAAAUCUGCAACCGUCCCAUUGAUAUACAGGCCACUACAGUGAAUGGAGUUAACCUCAGCACCGAGGUUGUCUACAAAAAAGGCCAGGAUUACAGGUUUGCGUGCUACGACCGGGGCCGAGCCUGCCAGAGCUACCGUGUGCGGUUCCUCUGUGGGAAGCCUGUGAGGCCCAGACUCACGGUUACCAUUGACACCAAUGUGAACAGCACCAUCCUGAAUCUGGAGGACAAUGUCCAGUCAUGGAAGCCUGGAGAUACCCUGGUUGUGGCCAGCACUGAUUACUCCAUGUAUCAGGCAGAAGAAUUCCAGGUGCUCCCCUGCAAAGCCUGUGCCUCCAGUCAGGUCAAAGUGGCAGGGAAACCGAUGUACCUGCACAUUGGGGAGGAGAUAGACGGCGUGGACAUGCGGGCCGAGGUCGGGCUCCUGAGCCGGAACAUCGUGGUGAUGGGGCAGAUGGAGGACAGUUGCUACCCCUACAGCAAACACAUCUGCAACUUCUUUGACUUUGACACCUUUGGGGGCCACAUCAAGUUUGCACUGGGGUUUAAGGCAGCCCACCUGGAGGGCGUGGAGCUGAAGUACAUGGGGCAGCAGCUGGUGGGUCAGUACCCAAUUCACUUCCAUCUGGCCGGCGAUGUGGACGAAAAGGGAGGCUACGACCCGCCCACCUACAUCAGGGACCUCUCCAUCCACCACACGUUCUCUCGCUGUGUCACUGUCCAUGGCUCCAAUGGACUAUUGAUCAAGGACGUUGUGGGCUACAACUCUUUGGGCCACUGCUUCUUCACGGAAGAUGGGCCGGAGGAACGCAACACUUUUGAUCACUGUCUUGGGCUCCUUGUCAAGUCUGGAACGCUCCUCCCCUCCGACCGUGACAGCAAGAUGUGCAAAAUGAUCACAGAGGACUCCUAUCCGGGCUACAUCCCCAAGCCCAGGCAGGACUGCAAUGCUGUGUCCACCUUCUGGAUGGCCAACCCCAACAACAACCUCAUCAACUGCGCCGCUGCAGGAUCCGAGGAAACUGGAUUUUGGUUCAUUUUUCACCAUGUACCAACAGGCCCCUCAGUGGGAAUGUACUCCCCAGGUUAUUCAGAGCACAUUCCACUGGGAAAAUUCCAUAACAACCGAGCACACUCCAACUACCGGGCUGGCAUGAUCAUAGACAACGGAGUCAAAACCACCGAGGCCACUGCCAAGGACAAGCGACCCUUCCUCUCUAUCAUCUCUGCCAGAUACAGCCCUCACCAGGAUGCUGACCCGCUGAAGCCCCGGGAGCCGGCCAUCAUCAGGCACUUUACCGCCUACAAGAACCAGGACCACGGGGCCUGGCUGCGUGGUGGGGACGUGUGGCUGGACAGCUGCCGGUUUGCUGACAAUGGCAUUGGCCUGACCCUGGCCAGUGGUGGAACCUUCCCAUAUGAUGAUGGCUCCAAGCAGGAGAUAAAGAACAGCUUGUUUGUUGGCGAGAGUGGCAACGUGGGGACGGAAAUGAUGGACAAUAGGAUCUGGGGCCCGGGCGGCGUGGACCACAGCGGAAGGACCCUCCCUAUAGGCCAGAAUUUUCCGAUUAGAGGAAUUCAGUUCUAUGAUGGCCCCAUCAACAUUCAGAACUGCACUUUCCGAAAGUUUGCGGCCCUGGAGGGCCGGCACACCAGUGCCCUGGCCUUCCGCCUGAACAACGCCUGGCAGAGCUGCCCCCAUAACAACGUGACCAACAUUGCCUUUGAGGACGUCCCGAUUACUUCCAGAGUGUUCUUUGGAGAGCCUGGGCCCUGGUUCAACCAGCUAGACAUGGAUGGGGAUAAGACGUCCGUGUUCCACGACGUUGAUGGCUCUGUGUCCGAGUACCCUGGCUCCUACCUCACCAAGGAUGACAACUGGCUGGUCCGGCACCCAGACUGCAUCAACGUUCCAGACUGGAGAGGGGCUAUCUGCAGUGGGCGCUAUGCACAGAUGUACAUUCAGGCCUACAAGACCAGUAACCUGCGGAUGAAGAUCAUCAAGAACGAUUUCCCCAGCCACCCUCUCUUUCUGGAGGGAGCCCUCACCAGGAGCACCCAUUACCAGCAGUACCAGCCAGUCAUCACUCUGCAGAAGGGCUACACCAUCCACUGGGACCAGACGGCCCCUGCCGAGCUUGCCAUCUGGCUCAUCAACUUCAACAAGGGCGACUGGAUCCGAGUGGGGCUCUGCUACCCACGAGGCACCACCUUCUCCAUCCUCUCGGAUGUUCACAAUCGCCUGCUGAAGCAAACCUCCAAGACGGGCACCUUCGUGAGGACCUUGCAGAUGGACAAAGUGGAGCAGAGCUAUCCUGGCAGGAGCCACUACUACUGGGACGAGGACUCGGGGCUGUUGUUCCUGAAGCUGAAAGCUCAGAACGAGAGAGAGAAGUUUGCCUUCUGCUCUGUGAAAGGCUGUGAGAGAAUCAAGAUUAAAGCUCUGAUCCCACAGAACGCAGGCAUCAGCGACUGCACAGCCACGGCCUACCCCAGGUUCGCCGAGAGGGCAGUGGUGGACGUGCCCAUGCCCAAGAAGCUCUUUGCUUCUCAGCUGAAGACAAAGGACCACUUCUUGGAGGUGAAGAUGGAAAGUUCCAGGCAGCACUUCUUCCACCUCCGCAGUGACAUUGCUUAUAUUGAAGUGGAUGGGAGGAAGUACCCUAGCUCAGAAGAUGGCAUCCAGGUGGUGGUGAUUGACGGGAGCCGAGGGCACGUGGUGAGCCACACCAGCUUCAGGAAUUCCAUUCUGCAGGGCAUCCCGUGGCAGCUCUUCAGUUAUGUGGUGGCCAUCCCUGACAAUUCCAUAGUCCUCAUGGCAUCGAGGGGAAGAUGCAUCUCCAGAGGACCGUGGACCAGAGUGCUGGAAAAACUUGGGGCAGACAAAGGUCUCAGAUUGAAAGAGAAAAUGGUAUUUGUUGGCUUCAAAGGCAGCUUCCGGCCUACCUGGGUGACUCUGGACACCGAGGACCACAAUGCCAAAAUCUUCCAAGUUGUGCCCAUCCCUGUGGUGAGAAAGAAGAAGCUGUAAGGACAGCUGCCACUGCGAUGCCACCCACAGUGGACUGUGACGGUGGACUCUUGGCAGUGGACCAGGGCAGGAUGGCUGGUCCCCCCAGCCCCUGUCCAGCAGCUGCCUGGGAAGGCCGUGCAUCAGCCCUGAUGGGCCAAAGGAAGGAUAUCAGAGAUCCCUGGUGCUGCCACCUGCCCCUACUCAAAUAUCUACCUGCAGCCCCUGGGGCGGUGUUGGCUGAUGCUGGAAACUUCUCUUUCCUGCAGCCUCUUGGGUGCUUCUCUCCUAUCUGUGCCUCUUCAGUGGGGGUGUGGGGACCACAUGGGGAGACCUGGAUUGUGCUGGCAGCAGAGGUCCAUUUUGGCAGGAGCCUUGACCUGGCUAGGGCUAGCCUAGGGGGCUGGGUCACUCACAGGUCCCCAUGGUCUCCCACAGACAUUAGGGUGCUGGCCUUAAGGAGAUCUUUAUUCCUAUAAGCAAGAACCAAUCUUCAUGGGAUUAGGAGCUGGUGUGUAGACAAAGCUCACCAAGAUGAAACCAGCCACCCUUGGGGAAGAGGUAAGCCCUGCCUCUGGAGGUGUCCCACCUUUCAAGAGACUUUGAGUGGCAGGUUGGGACUUGGACAAGGUGACUGUUAAAGGCCCUUUAGUUCUGAGAUUCCAGAAGUCUGCAGCUUUUCACAUUGUCCCUGGAACCCAGCAGUGGCUGACAGCAUUCUUUUCAGCAAGCACCCAUGAUGCUGGAUGCCUGGGGCACACUGGAUGGAGAGGUGGACUAAUGCCUGGUGUGAAGAGCCUGCCAUCUGGGGGGUGGGCAGUCAGGGCCACGUGCACUCUGAUGCCAGGCAGAGGUAGGACAGAGACCAAUACCAGUUCAGAGGAGGGAGAGAUCCUGUGUGCCCAAGUGGGUCAGGAAGGCUUCUCACAGGAGGUGGCAACGACGCUUGCAGGAAUGAAGGGUGGGGGGCAUUUUGGUAGAAAGCAAUGAGGCAGCCUUUGGUUCAGAGGUUGAGCCCUUCCUGCCACCAUCUGCCCAAGCUGGGUGACUGCAGGGUCUCCCUUUGCCCUCGACUUGCUGGCUCACUCAUGACGGAGAAGCAUGCUCAGAAGGGAGGGCUGAGCUGGGCUUAUCAUGCCCAGAGCACUGAGGAAUGUGGUCCCCCAGCCAGCCCACCCAAGACUCCGGGAGAGGGUGGAGUUGAGUCUGCAGACGUGAGCUCCUGUGUGGGGCCCCAUUUGCUCUUCAUCCAGGGAACUGAGCAGAAAAGCACUCCAGGAGACCCAAGCAUGCUUGCUCUCAGUGAGCCAGGAUUUCAGAGCUGGAAAGGACCUAGUCCAAAGCCUGCAUAUUACAGAUGGGGAAAGCGAGACCCCAAGCACAUGGCCAGGGUGGGACUCCACCCUGGUGCACACGGCACUGCCUCCACAAGUGUCCCGGGGUGCUUAGGCACCCCUGGAGCAGCUUCUGGAUAUGGGGUCAGGUCCCCUCGAAGGGAAGGAAAUGAUCAGAGUAGGACAAUUAGCCAAUGACUCUCUCCCUCCUGCUCCUCUGUGCACACAAACCCACCUCCUCCUGGUUCAGGCGGUCCCUUUAGCCUUCAUCUGGCUCACACCACCUGCCAGGCCAUGCCCGGGGUGCAUGGCAGCUGCAGCCAUUCCACUGGUGCUACCUGUUUCUGCAGCUCUGCAGUGCGGCCCAGCAGAUGGUGUCAGGGCACACUGGAGUAUUUCUCAUGAGCCAAUGGCGCUGAUCUUGGAGGUCUGAAGAGCUGUUGGGUCCACCCAGGCCCUCUCAGCUAUGCUUAAUAUUCUGCUCUCUCCUUGUCUCCCCUGGAGAGAGCAAGGAGAGAUCCUGAAAGAGGGAAAACUCCUAUCUAGCUUCUGGUCUCUCGUGAGGUACCAGGUUCUCCCUGGGUCUCAUCAUGAACCACAUGUGGCCCCUUUCCUGCCCCAACCACAAACUCUUUCCUUCAAAGAGGGCUUGCUUGGCCCCCUCUGCCCAGCUGCACACAUGAGACUCGAUCCUCAAGUCCGCUCCCCAGGUUGAGCUUACUGCCAGAGAGGUCUUUCCCACCACCCUGGUCUUUCAGCUGCUGGGAGGUGGCAACAGGACUCUGCCUCUUAGGACACGGCCACUUCAAAGGCUAAAAUCACAGGAAGGACCUCUGCCAAGGGGAGUAGUGGUGGCGCUGGGGAGGAGAGUUAAAGUGACCUCCGGUCCUUCUUGUCUAGUUUUGAGUUUCCCAACUCUUUUCAUGCAAGGGUCUCACACUGUGAACCACUUAGGGUGUGAUCACUUUCAGGUGGCCAGGAAUGUCCACUGUCUUUGGCUUAUUUCAUUUUUUUAAAAGUGUCUAUUUGAAAGUUCUCAGAGUUGUACAUAUGUUUAACAGUACAGGAUCUGUACACAAAACUUCUUUCCUAAACCAUUCUCCAAGAGUCAGUGUCUACACAUUUUCUUGGUAGCGCAAAUUCUCCUUUUGCUUAGAAAAUCAUUCUUGUUGUUGUUUCUGUUCGUAAGCGUUAAAGCGAGUUAGGCCUUUAAGGAAAACAACGCUCCUCUGAAAUGCUUGUCUUUUUACUGUUGCCGAAAUAGCUGGUUCUUUUUCGGGAGUUAGAUGUAUAGUGUGUUUUGUAUGUAAACAUUUCUUGUAGGUGUCACCAUGAACAAAGAUAUAUUUUCUAUUUAUUUAUUAUAUAUGCACUUCGAAAAGUAACUGUUAGAGAAAUGAAGAAUUGUCUUAAAUAUCAUGUUUGGGGAUGUCCUUUGGACUGCCUGGAAGGAGUAUGCUGGGAGCAGAAGAACUCAGCUCUGGUUCGGAAAAUCUUGCUGUACCAUAAUAAACAUACAAAGGAUGCCAUUGUC